AGCCUGUGCCUCUGGGGAGCGGAUGCCGCGUUCGCUGUUGGUUGCCAUCACCUGGGUGACCGUGGUGACCGUGGUGCUGGCUGGUGGCAAAGGCGGAUCCACGGGAGCCACAGUGAAGGGAAAAGACUUGAUUUAUUUGCUGCGGCGCACAGGAGUGAGCCCAGAGCCGUGUACUUGGUGCCCGCCUGCUGUGCUCGCUGCACAAAGCAGAGAAGAGUCCCAGGUAGAUUGGGCUUGCCAUGUUCCUUCGAGUUACAGAAGAGUAACGUGCAUUUGCUCCCCCGACCUCCUCCUCCCGCUCAGCAGCCGCUGUGUUUUGGAGGGAACAGGUUGAGAAGUACCCAGGCAGCUGCGCGAGUUGCUCUCAAUGUUCCCGAAACCCGGGUGACGUGUUUGGAAAAUGGACUCCGAGUGGCCUCUGAGGACUCGGGGCUCUCCACGUGCACGGUUGGGCUCUGGAUUGAUGCUGGAAGUCGAUACGAAAAUGAGAAGAAUAAUGGAACAGCUCACUUUCUGGAGCACAUGGCUUUCAAGGGCACCAAAAAGAGAUCCCAGCUAGACCUGGAACUUGAGAUUGAAAACAUGGGUGCUCACCUCAACGCCUACACCUCCCGGGAGCAGACGGUGUACUAUGCCAAGGCGUUCUCCAAAGAUUUGCCAAGAGCUGUGGAAAUUCUUGCUGAUAUAAUACAGAACAGCACCUUGGGAGAAGCAGAGAUUGAACGUGAGCGCGGAGUGAUCCUUAGAGAGAUGCAGGAAGUUGAAACCAAUUUACAGGAAGUCGUUUUUGAUUAUCUUCAUGCCACAGCUUAUCAAAAUACAGCACUUGGACGGACAAUUUUGGGACCAACUGAAAAUAUUAAGUCCAUAAAUCGGAAGGACUUAGUGGAUUAUAUAACCACACAUUAUAAGGGGCCAAGAAUAGUGCUUGCUGCUGCUGGAGGUGUUUCCCAUGAUGAGCUGCUUGAGUUAGCGAAGUUUCACUUUGGUGACUCUCUGUGUGCACACACAGGAGAAAUACCAGCUCUGCCGCCCUGCCAGUUCACAGGGAGUGAGAUUCGUGUGCGGGAUGACAAGAUGCCCUUGGCACACCUUGCAAUAGCUGUCGAAGCUGUCGGGUGGGUGCAUCCAGAUACCAUCUGCCUCAUGGUUGCCAACACGCUCAUUGGCAACUGGGAUCGUUCUCUUGGGGGAGGGAUGAACUUAUCUAGUAAACUGGCCCAACUCACUUGCCACGGCAGUCUCUGCCACAGCUUCCAGUCCUUCAACACGUCCUACACAGACACAGGACUGUGGGGCCUCUACAUGGUUUGUGAACCAGCCACAGUUGCAGACAUGAUACACGUCGUUCAAAAAGAAUGGAUGCGACUCUGUACAAGUGUAACUGAUAGUGAAGUUGCACGAGCCAAAAAUCUUCUGAAAACGAACAUGUUAUUACAGCUGGAUGGUUCUACACCAAUCUGUGAAGAUAUUGGGAGGCAGAUGUUAUGCUACAAUAGGCGAAUUCCCAUCCCUGAGCUUGAAGCAAGAAUUGAUGCUGUGAAUGCUGAGACACUUCGAGAAGUCUGCACCAAGUAUAUCUAUGAGAAAAGUCCAGCUCUUGCUGCUGUUGGUCCUAUUGAACAACUACCAGAUUUUAACCAGAUUCGCAGUAACAUGUGCUGGAUUCGUGGUUAAGAUCCUUGUAAUCAAAAUCCCUAAUGAAGGGGCUGGGGAGAUAACUCAGCUGUCUAAACAUCUACCUGGCAAGUGCAAGGACCUGAGUUCAAGCCCUGGUACAACAUGCUGUGCUGAUCAAACCACAAGCAUGCUAUCAGCACUGAAACCUAGUGUGGUGGUGCAAACCUGUAAUCCCAAUGCUGGGGAGACUGAGAUACGAGGAUCACUACAAGUCUGAUCUGCUUAGUGAGACCCUCUAACAAACAGUUUAAGUAUUUAAAAAAUCCCUAAAGCAAAAAACAAGUGUAAUGUGUUGGCAAAUUUUUGAGAUUACCACCUUUUAAGAUUACAACCUUGAUGGUUUUGUAUAACAUCAAUCUUAGCGCUCUUAGAAAUUGUAUUAGAAGCAGCACACAUUCAAAUUAUUACCAUAAAUAUAAUUUUAGAAAUAAAAAUUUUAUACAGUG
Octodon degus (degu) is the source of this 2126-nucleotide messenger RNA. It is a transcript of the gene Pmpcb, whose product is annotated as peptidase, mitochondrial processing beta subunit. Gene Ontology annotation, molecular function: metalloendopeptidase activity; metal ion binding. NCBI's taxonomy places the organism in Eukaryota, Metazoa, Chordata, Mammalia, Rodentia, Octodontidae. The transcript is spliced from 12 exons. Gene Ontology annotation, cellular component: mitochondrion. The record is from RefSeq and is a predicted model, not a curated record. The annotation marks the transcript as partial.